Messenger RNA from Notechis scutatus (mainland tiger snake), 1812 nucleotides. NCBI's taxonomy places the organism in Eukaryota, Metazoa, Chordata, Lepidosauria, Squamata, Elapidae. The record is from RefSeq and is a predicted model, not a curated record.
GCUCCCUCCCCCACCGGUUGCAGCCAAAGGUGCUCCUGCGCCACCCCCUGAGCAGCCCACCCCCCAGAGCAGGGCCCUGCAGUGACCGGCUGCUUCUCUUCCAGCUUCGCAUGGAGGAAGCACCAAAUCGGCAUCGCUUCACGCCUCUGGGAGACACACGCUUGCCCGGCUGCAGUCGACCGAGUUUGGAUCCGGCAGCAGUGAAAAGGGCAGCCCAGGUCUGCAGAACGGCCAGAGAAGCCGCAUGGACAGGGGCAGCUCCCUCCCCAGCAUGCUGGAGCAAAAGAUUUAUCCCUACGAGAUGCUGGUGGUGACCAACCGAGGGCGAGUCAAACUGCCCCCCGGAGUGGACCGGACGCGACUGGAGCGGCACCUGUCACCCGAGGACUUCCAGCGGGUCUUUGAGACGUCCCCGGAGGAAUUCUCCCGCCUGGCCCUGUGGAAGCGGAACGAGCUGAAGAAGAAAGCCGGCCUCUUCUGAGCCCCUCGCAGCAGCAGCCGCCGCCGCCGCCACCCUCCGGCCCGCCCAGCGUGAGCCCCGCCUGUGUCGUGCAUCGCAGAGGCUUUAGGGCGCCUCGUGGGCAGGCGCCAAGGAACACCCCCCCCACCCCCGGCCCCGAGGAAGGAAGCCGGCAGCCCCAGUGCGCAGCUGCCCCCCCUCCGAGCAUGAGCCAGAACCUGGAGCAGUUGGGUGGGAAAGCGGGGAGGGGGCUCCCCUUUCCUGGCGCCGGAAAGGCACCUUCUCAACCGCCACCCAGCAGGAGUGACACCCGGGGCCAAUGGCCUCGCUGUCUCCCUCCCAGCUCCCUGGUUCUCCUCCCCAGGCAGUUGGGACCCUCCUCUUUUCAGAGUCGGGGGGCCGUUGGGCCUUCCCAGUGCAGCCGGGCUGGGCUUCCAGGGGGGCUCUGGGCGGUCCUGGUCUCUGUCCUGGCUGCCUCUGGGGGGCGGAGGGGGUUGCCCCACAAAACGGAGGAGACGCAUGAGGGCCCCCAGCACUCCCCGUCCAGCCCCUUCCCCAGAAACGCCCCCCUUAAGAUCGCCCAGCAUCCCAACUGUUUCUGGGGCAGUUCAAGUCAUUCCAGAGCAGCGCCUGGUCUGCGGAUGAACCUUCCCAGGCGGCUGAGCCACGAGUGUGCAGAGCCAAGCAAGCAGGCCUCCCAUUGAGCAGAGGUGGACCCAGACCCUUGGCGGCAGGAGGGCCUGGAGCCACGCCGGCUGGAAGUCCCCUUCCUCGCUGCAGGCCCUGAGGUGGGUGCGGAAUCUGCAGCUCAGCCGUGAAAAGCCCCAGAGGAGAAUCAAGCAACACCACCAGGGACCUGCCGGAAGCUCACCUGCAAAUAGGGACUCUGAGUGACUCAGAUUGGGGGUGGGGUGGGGGGGCCUCUCCAGCCAUCCUGGCCAGCAACCUCCGAAGGACGACGCCGUGCUCAGCGGAAGGGAGGCUCCGGCCCGGUGGGCCCUUAAGGAACCGGGCACUUUGGGACAGGCAUGGAGGAAGCAGCAGCUUCUCUGGCAUUUCAGUCCGGCUGCCUGGGAGCAAAGCUGUGCCAGAGAUUGGUGGGAACUGCCUGCGAAGACUGGAGCGCCACCCAGCCCCUCCCCUCCCGGGGGUUUCUGCCCACGCCACCCCCUUCCCCGCCACUCCACUCCGUGCAAAUGUAGAGCGCUACUGCCGUGAAUGUUGUUAAGCGUCGUUCAGUCCCACCAACCUACUUUUGCUGAUGUGUUAAGACCUGUGACAAUCUGUUCCCCCUUUUUAAUUAAACGUGAAGCAGCCGCUUUAUUCAGAAAGCUCCGAUCUGGCCUGGCGUU